Molecule: messenger RNA, 2577 nt
Organism: Recurvomyces mirabilis
Lineage: Eukaryota; Fungi; Ascomycota; Dothideomycetes; Mycosphaerellales; Teratosphaeriaceae
Exons: 4
Coding region: 1-2577 (858 amino acids)
Biological process (GO): monoatomic cation transport
Cellular component (GO): membrane
Molecular function (GO): ATP binding; ATPase-coupled monoatomic cation transmembrane transporter activity; ATP hydrolysis activity
Source: RefSeq, a predicted model, not a curated record
AUGCCUGGGAAACAAGAAAGGCCCGAGAAGACGAUGUCGUCUCCAAAUUUUGAUGAAGGUAAGCGCAAUGACAGAACGACAGACGACAAGUUAGAGCGGUUUCAGACGACUAGUCGAGAUGUCCGCACUGAGAAGAAACUUGGGACGUGUGAGAAGCGAGCUCUGUGCGACGAAGACGUACGGACCACUAUCCCAGAUACAUGUGGCUCUCCAUAUGAUCCAGCAGUCACGUCGCCUCACAAGACAAGCUGGCGUGAGCCCGACGGACGCAGUACAACCAAACCCAAGGCUUGUUAUGCCAAAUCCAGGAGCGCCAUCGUUGAAGAGCCUUCAGGCGACGAUUGUUGCCGGAAGUCGGACAGCUCCACCUCAAGACCGAAGAGAGGAAGCGAUGUCGGUCCUGAUGUUGAGAAAGCCUUGCAUGAAAUCCGCGGCGUCGGCAACCUUCACACCAGCUUGGUAUUGUCGCAGGCGCAAUUUGAUCUCGAUGAGCAAGCCUGCCAGGUUGAUGAACUUGUCAAAGCCGUCGAAAGGGCGACCGGGUUCUCUUGCCAGCGCUCGAGCAGUACCGGGCAGUCUCUGGACGUGAUGGUCGAUGGCGAUGCAAAGGCCUUUGUUGAGCACAAGUAUCCAGUCGGGAUUACCUUGAUCAGCGUCCUCGGUCCUCACGAAAUCCGCGUGACUUUUGAUCCGAAUGUCAUCGGAGCACGAGCGAUUCUUGAGACUGCCUUUGGAAGCGUACUAGAGCUUUCUGCACAUCGGGCAAGUUCUAACCUUGAGACGGGACAGAAACACAUUCGCCUUGCCGGCCAAUUAUACGUCAGCGAUCUGAAAGCGCUGGUGUUUACAAGAGUAAUGGAGAUGGAUCUCCUCCUUGUGCUCAGCACCACGACCGCCUACCUUUGCUCGGUCCUCUCUUUCGUGUUCGAGGCUGGCGGCCGCCCGUUCCCUGUGGGAGACUUCUUCGAGACGAGCACAUUGCUGGUCACGUUGAUCAUGCUUGGCCGAUUAGUCAGCGCUUUCGCCAGGCAAAGAGCAGUGGAAACUGUUUCUGUCCGAUCACUCCAACACCACAGGGCGGUAAUGUGCGAUCGAGACGGUGGCAACCCACGGGAAAUAGAUGCGCGCCUCCUGCAAUAUGGCGAUCUUCUUAGUGUGGGACCUGACUCGCGAAUCACGACUGACGGCGCCGUUGUCACGGGCGUAACCGAAGUGGAUGAAAGUAUGGUGACGGGAGAGGCCCUGCCUGUCGAGAAGCGUCCCGGCGCACCAGUUAUCGCCGGCUCUAUCAAUGGAUCUGGCGUCAUAAUCAUUCGCCUCACGAGGCUACCCGGAGACAAUACUAUCAGCACGAUCGCAGCGAUGGUAGACGAGGCCAAGUUCGUAAAGGCAAGAACGCAGGAACUAGUUGAUCUCGUUGCGAGCUGGUUCGUGCCCAUCAUCCUCAUCCUUGUCGCGGUGACUUUCUUGGUCUGGAUCGCCAUAGGAAUCGCCAUUCACCACCAAGGCGCGGGCACUUCGAUCGUCCACGCGAUCACUUACGGCAUAUCCGUGCUUAUCGUUUCCUGCCCGUGUGCCAUUGGCCUCUGCGUCCCAAUGGUCAUUCUGGUUGGCGGCGGCGUGGCUGCGAAGCACGGAAUCAUCGUCAAGUCGGCUACUGCUUUCGAGAAAGGCCGCAGAGUCUCACAUGUGGUCUUCGACAAGACCGGCACUCUUACGGAAGGCAAACUCCAGGUCGUGAAUGAGGCCAUCCUGGCGCCGGAGGAACAAAUCGCCUGGUCUGUCACACUUGGCCUGGUGAGUAUCAGCAAGCACCCUGUCUCGGCGGCUAUCAAGUCUCACCUAGAAGCCAAAGUCGUUCGAGCCGCGGUUCUGAAAGACGUGCGAUCGAUUGCUGGCAAAGGGAUCGAAGGCACUUACAGCGGCACUCAAGUGCGCUGUGGCAAGUCUCGCUUUCUAUCUCUUGAAGAGGUGUCGGAAGUCCAACGUCUUCUCCGAAAAGGCUUGACGGUCUUCUGCGUCACCAUUAAGCACAACCCUAUGUGCAUCUUCGGCCUGUCAGACCGUGUGCGUCCCGAGACCAAUCUCGUCCUAGCGGAGCUUAAGAAUCGCCAGAUCGCCAUCUCGAUCCUCAGCGGUGACGACGCAGCCUGCUCGCCGCCCAACUUGAGCUACCUUAAGGAUCUCGCAAGGGGAAAGCGUGACCGCAUUGUUUUCUGCGGCGAUGGCACGAACGACGCCGUCGCGCUUGCUCUGGCCGACAUUGGCGUUCACAUGAGCAAUGGCAGUGAAAUCGCGCAGACGGCUGCGGAUGUUGUGCUCCUGCGACCUUCCCUCAUUGGCUUGCUUGUGCUGCUAGACCUCUCGCAUGCGGCGAUGCGCCGCGUGUACCUCAACUUCGCAUGGUCGUUCGUUUACAAUCUGUUUGCGAUACUACUGGCUGGGGGAGCUUUCAUACACGCACGUAUCGCGCCGCAGUAUGCUGGGCUUGGGGAGAUUGUCAGUGUGCUACCUGUCAUUCUAGUGGCGUUGCAGUUGAGGUUCUUCACGAAACGAUAUAGCUUAGGGCUGGACUGA